AUGGCUGAGGUGACAGCAAGAAAUAGAAGCAGCAGCAGCAACAAAAAGAAGGGUUUAAGUGGUGGCAUUUUGAAGCUCAAGAUUCUGUUGGAAAAGCUUCAUAAAGUUGUGUUAUUACUAGUAGGUAAAAAUAAUAAACCAAGCUCAUCAUCUGUGAAAGAAGGCCAUUUUGCUGUGAUUGCUACUGUUGAAGGACCAAAGAGGUUCUUGGUGCCAUUGAGGUGUUUGAGAAACUCUACAUUCUUGAGUUUGUUGGAGAGAGCAGCUGAAGAGUAUGGUUUUGAUCAGCAUGGUGCAAUUACCAUUCCUUGCAACCCUAGUGACAUUGAGACCUUACUGGCUCAUCAUCAAGUGGAGAAAGAGGAAGAUGAAAAAUAA
Messenger RNA from Arachis ipaensis, 378 nucleotides. RefSeq names its product auxin-responsive protein SAUR50-like. NCBI's taxonomy places the organism in Eukaryota, Viridiplantae, Streptophyta, Magnoliopsida, Fabales, Fabaceae. The record is from RefSeq and is a predicted model, not a curated record. Gene Ontology annotation, biological process: response to auxin.